AUGUAAUUUGUGCAAAGUUCUUGCAAUUUUCACGUCAUUUUAACGAACGACCUCAUGAUCGACCUUCAACGACCGUAGAAUCAGUGAUUGUUGUCAUUUCCUGAGUAAAUUCGACACAUUUCUCAAGCCAUCACUAAAAUGACUGCGCUGUUGCUUGGCUGGUUUCGACCAUGCUUGGCUACAAAGUUGUGCGUAGUUUGAAAAAUUAUUUUCUUACUGGAAAAAUGGUUGACGCUAAGAUCAAAGAUUUCGGCUAUAAUUUAUGUCGAAAAUAUCUCGGUGGGAAAUGGAAGAAAAUCAGUCCACAACAUUUUGAAAUUGAACGAAUUCAUGGUGGAUUAACGAAUCAUUUGUUUCUGUGCUCUUUGCCACAUGAAUAUGCAAAUUAUAAUCCUGAUGGUGUGAACAAAGCACUGCUUCGGCUAUAUGGUGCAUUCUAUGCAGAUUUGUCUGACAACAAUGUUCGCAUGAUGGAGGAAUGCAUCAUUUGUGGCCUUUUAGCUGAAAAAAAGAUGGCCCCAGAGUUGUAUGGUAUAUUUCCUGAUGGAAGACUUGAACAGUUUAUUCCUAAUGUUCGAGCAUUGACUAGUCGGGAAGUCCAGUAUCCUCGUUUAUCACAACAAAUAGCUGAGCAUGUAGCUGCGUUUCAUAAGCUAAAACUUCCUCUCUCAAAGGAAGGAACUUGGUUUUUGGAUUCACUUCAAAUGCACGUGGUUGAAAACAGCCAAUCACCAGUUUUCUUCUGCCAUAAUGACGUACAACCAGGAAACUUGUUGGUGAAAGCAAAUGAAGAUCUCGAUGAGGCAAAAAUUCGUGUGAUUGAUUUCGAAUAUUCUUGUUAUAACUACAGAGGAUACGAUAUUGGUAAUCAUUUCAGUGAAUGGAUAUUUGAUUAUAAUCAUCCACAUUAUCCCUUUUUUACUGGAGACGUCACCAAAUAUCCUUCUUAUGAUCAAAAGGUAUUUUUUGUCCGUGCGUAUUUACAAGCUUACAAUGAAACGACUGACGUCACGUUAGACGAGAUUGAAAAAGUUAUCGACGAAGCUGAUAGAUUGUCUCUUCUUUCUCAUUUCUUUUGGGCAAUGUUUUCAAUUCUUCAAAGUUAUAAAUCCUCGAUUAAUUUUGGUUAUCUCGAAUACGCCCUUUUUCGAAUGGAAUGUUUAAAUCAUUUCAGGCAUUUUUCCGAGGAGAAACCUGGAGACAAGUUUAGGGUGAAUUUUGAGCCCGUCACAAGUUGCUGAAGAUCGAGAUAUUCAUUUUUUGGUGAUUAGAAAGAAUAUCAUUAUGUAGUAGCAUAUAUGUAAAUUAACUGCACCAACACAUGUGUUUGUUUGCGUCUCCAUUCAAAGUCUUCUUGAAUAACGGUUUUCUUUUGAAUUUACCAAUUACGAACAGCAAUGGGCUUAAAUGUAAGGUGUGUAUGACUGCGUUCACUUGUGUGUGAAUUUCUACUCAAAUUUUCAAAUGAAUAAUAUAGUGGUUUAAAUCUAUCUAAA
Messenger RNA from Xenia sp. Carnegie-2017, 1496 nucleotides. Its product is annotated as choline/ethanolamine kinase-like. Lineage: Eukaryota; Metazoa; Cnidaria; Anthozoa; Malacalcyonacea; Xeniidae. The record is from RefSeq and is a predicted model, not a curated record. Bases 171 to 1241 code for a protein of 356 amino acids. The transcript is spliced from 10 exons. Gene Ontology annotation, biological process: phosphatidylethanolamine biosynthetic process; phosphatidylcholine biosynthetic process. Gene Ontology annotation, cellular component: cytoplasm. Gene Ontology annotation, molecular function: ethanolamine kinase activity; choline kinase activity.